AUGGAAGAGUGCCUUGUGUUGAAGAAUAUUUUCAAGCAGUAUGAAGAGGCAUCUGGGCAAACUAUCAACUAUCAGAAGAGCUCAGUGGCAUUCAGCAAAAACGUGGAAAGGCCCAAGCAAGAUGUUUUGGCGGCAAGCUUAAGUGUUGAGCGGGUUGAUAAACAUCACAAGUAUCUUGGCCUCCCCAUUGAAAUUAGUUAUUCAAAGUCUGAGGCUUUUGAGUACCUCACAGAAAGGGUCAGAAAACGCACACGAGGUUGGAAAGAGAAGACGUUAAGUGCGGCAGGAAAGGAAAUUUUGAUCAAGGCUGUUGUUCAAUCAAUCCCUACCUACGUCAUGAGCUGUUUUGAGCUUCCGCAACAUUUGUGUCAGGAGAUGCAUAGCUUAAUGGCUAAAUUCUGGUGGGGUGACAAGUCAAAUGAAAGGAAAAUCCAUUGGCUAGCUUGGGAGAAGCUUUGUGUGCCUAAAGCAGAGGGAGGCUUAGGGUUUCGGAAUAUGGGUCUUUUUAAUCAGGCUUUGCUUGCCAAGCAAGGGUGGAGAAUCCUCCAAAACCCUAACUCCCUUCUUGCUUCACUUUAUAAAGCAAAAUAUUUUCCAGGUUGUAGUUUUUUGGAUGCUGAAUUGGUGAGUGGAGCAUUGUAUGCAUGGAGGAGUAUUAUUCAUGGGCGUGAAUUAUUGAAGAAAGGGUUGCGUUUUCAGGUUGGUACUGGGUCUAACAUUGCAGUUUGGUCCGAUCCGUGGCUACCUCUUCCCUUCAGUUUUAAGCCUUUUACAAGACCACCGGAUGGGUUGGAGAAUUUACGGGUGGCUUAG
This is a messenger RNA of Rosa rugosa (rugosa rose), 813 nucleotides long. RefSeq lists its product as uncharacterized. The record is from RefSeq and is a predicted model, not a curated record. Lineage: Eukaryota; Viridiplantae; Streptophyta; Magnoliopsida; Rosales; Rosaceae. The transcript has a single exon. Bases 1 to 813 code for a protein of 270 amino acids.